UGGAUAAAGUUAGUGUAGAUGAAAUAGAAAUAUUUGCUAUUAAAAUAAAUACUAUCAAUUUACUUAACGAAAAGUGGAUAUGACAAAUUUUAAGAACAAAAAACCUCAUUAGUGGCUUCUAUAUUAGAAAAUCCUGUUAUUUAUUUUACUUUGGGUAUUUAUAUUACAUGUAAUACAUUUAUCACACAUGUGGCAUCUCUUUUGCUAGUUUGACAGUUUUAAAAUUUACAUGUUUUCUGAAUUCCCAAUUUUCCCUUCAUUUUCAUUUUCGCUUUGUGCUGUGCUGUUUUCUCGUAACAUUAGCUUGUUUGCGAUCGCAGAUUUAGUUAUAAAAAUUUAGGUGAAACAACCAAUAUUAGCUGUAAUUAAAUAAAAAGAGUUCACUAAUUGAAAAAGAACGGUUGAUACACGCCUUCUUUGUAAUAAACGUUGCGAGUGAAACCUACAAUUGUAAGGGCUCAAGCUAAACGAAAAAGAAUUGAAACCGAAUGAACGAGGACAAAAGAAAAAAGAAAAGGUUGCGAAAAUAACAAAUUCGGUUGCUCAAGCAACAGUGGUGUUGCAUGAAUUUGUAGGCAGACGCCACUUGCCACAUUUUCAGCACCAUUAGGUAGCGGAACCUACAAGAAAAUGGGUUACGAUUUACAUCGCUUUCAGGGUGAAGUAGAUGAAGAGCUCACUUGCCCCAUAUGCUCAGGUGUACUUGAAGAGCCGCUACAGGCGGCAAUGUGUGAACAUGCUUUUUGUCGUGCAUGCAUUAACGAAUGGCUCACCCGUCAGCCCACCUGCCCAGUAGACCGCAACGCAUUAAAUACCGCAAAUUUGCGCGCCGUGCCGCGUAUACUUCGUAAUCUGCUUUCACGACUUUCCAUCACCUGCGAUAAUGCGCCAUAUGGUUGCACAUUGGUACUCAAGCUGGAUGCACUAAACUCUCAUCUUGAAGAGUGUGAACAUAAUCCAAAACGUCCAUUGCCGUGUGAAAAAGGAUGCGGUUUUGUUAUACCCAAGGACGAGCUAAAGGAUCACAAUUGCCUACGAGAAUUGCGUUCCAUGAUACAUCAACAACAAAUGAAAAUGGGAGAACUUAAGACAGAGAUCGGUGAUCAAAAUUUGGUCAUCAAUGAGUUGAAGCGUGAGUUGCAACUAUUCAAAGACUUUAUGCGCGCAAUGCGCGUUUCCAAUCCAGCUAUGCGAGCGAUUGCCGAUCAGAUGGAACGUGAUGAGGUGAUACGCUGGAGUUCUACUUUGUCACGGGCACGAGUAACACGCUGGGGUGGUAUGAUCUCAACACCGGAUGAUGCACUACAGAUGAUGAUAAAACGCGCAUUGUCCGAAUCUGGCUGUCCACCACACAUACUGGAUAAUCUUAUGGAGAAUUGCCACGAAAGACGCUGGCCACGGGGCUUGAGUUCGCUAGAGACGCGACAGAAUAAUAGACGCAUCUAUGAUAACUACGUCUGCCGACGUAUACCAGGCAAACAAGCUGUGUUGGUUUUAAGCUGCGAUAAUGCUCAUAUGUCCGAAGACGUAAUGGUGGAACCGGGUUUGGUAAUGAUUUUUGCUCAUGGCAUAGAAUAAAUGCGCACAAGUUACAUGUAGAAAUACACAAACAAUUUAAAGAAAAACUCAAAAAGACAAACAAAUUAAUUAAAAUAAUAAAACAGGCAAAAAAAAAGAGAAAAAAAGUAGACGUGCAUGCAAACCUAAAUAUGUGCACAUCUAAGCUAUCUUAAACAUAGCGGCAAUUGCGUCAGCUUGAGCAUAAAAUUUUUUCUUUAAUUAAGCAGCUACAAGAUUGUGCGAGACACAUUGACACAUUAGCGAAAUUUUAAGUAUUGAACAGCCAAAUCUUUAAUGGACUUUAGACUUAUAAAAAUUUACUCUUGCAAUUACAUAAAUAACUUUGAGAUUUUCCUUAACAUUAAAUAUACUUAAUUUUGUUUUACUUUUUUAAUUAAUUUUGUUUUAAUUUGUUGUACAAAAUAUCGAAAUGCACUUGAGAUUUAUUUUUACACAUGUGUAUAUUCAAAUUUAAAAACGAAAAAUUACAACAAUUGUUUUAGUUUUAGUAUAAUAAUUCCUAAAGUGGCUUAGUUUGGCAGUAAAUUGAUAAAAAGCUUUAUAAUUUGCAACCGCAUAGGUUUAAUUGAGGCGGCGUUGUAUAUAAACGCACUGAAUUUCAACGGCGGCGCUUGGUCUCUGCCUGCAAGUUUAAACAGAAAUAAAAAAACUGUUUAUGUAGUUAUUAAGUACGCUUCAAAAACAUAUUUUUCAAAUGCAUAUUCGAAUUUCAUUAGCUUAUGAACUUUUCAACUGACUGCAUAAUUAUCAUUGUCUAUUAUAUAAAUUAAAAGUGUGAAUUUUAUUUACAUAAAACAAACCAACUGCACCGUA
Bactrocera oleae (olive fruit fly) is the source of this 2394-nucleotide messenger RNA. It is a transcript of the gene elgi, whose product is annotated as E3 ubiquitin-protein ligase NRDP1 elgi. Gene Ontology annotation, molecular function: ubiquitin protein ligase activity. Gene Ontology annotation, biological process: protein ubiquitination. Lineage: Eukaryota; Metazoa; Arthropoda; Insecta; Diptera; Tephritidae. The record is from RefSeq and is a predicted model, not a curated record.